AUGAUGUUGGUUGAAGGAGGGAUUGGGAUGGAAGAUGAAGGUAGAUUGGUUUUUGUGGGGUUGUGUGUGGGUUGUUUGGGGGGUGUAGGGUUUUUUUGGGAGUGUUGUGGGUGUUGGUUUGUUUUUGGUGAUUUAUUGGGUAGGAGUGUUGGGGGGGGGGGGGGUGGUUUGUGUUUGGAAGUGGGGUGGAUUGUUUAUUGUUUUUGUGGGGGGGGGUUGGGGGGGUUUAGGGGGGUUUGGGGGGUGAGGGGUGAGGGGGUUGGUUGUUGUGGGGUUGGUUGGGGUGGGGUGGUGGGGUGGGGGGGGGGGGGGGGGGGGGGGGUUUGGGGGGGAUGA
Molecule: messenger RNA, 336 nt
Organism: Knipowitschia caucasica
Lineage: Eukaryota; Metazoa; Chordata; Actinopteri; Gobiiformes; Gobiidae
Source: the annotation of a GenBank genome assembly